Linderina pennispora is the source of this 1571-nucleotide messenger RNA. RefSeq lists its product as uncharacterized. The record is from RefSeq and is a predicted model, not a curated record. Gene Ontology annotation, molecular function: ATPase-coupled transmembrane transporter activity. Gene Ontology annotation, cellular component: membrane. Lineage: Eukaryota; Fungi; Kickxellomycota; Kickxellomycetes; Kickxellales; Kickxellaceae. The transcript has a single exon. Gene Ontology annotation, biological process: transmembrane transport. The coding region runs from base 253 to 1197 and encodes 314 amino acids.
AGGCAAAGCAAAUGGUGAUGCCGUUUGAUGAGUCGCAGAGUACUUUUUGUGAUCCGGGGACUGGUGGCUGCAUACCUGGAAACCACUGGUUCAAGUGGCAAUUGAGCAGGCAGCCCUUGGAAUGUGCGAUGUCUGGCAGACAGUGGCACUGGCGGAGAUCUUUUCCCUAGCCGCGGGGGUUAACAGGCAGCAGCAACAGCAACAGCCAAUCCAGCAUAUCCCAUCUCCAUCUUCGAGAAGGUAGCUGUGCUCAUGCUGAUGCGGGUGUUGCACAUCCAUCACUCGGCGUUCCGUCAGCGCGUCAAGGUGCAGGUCGGAAAUGCGCUGCAUCUUGCAGUGUGUCGUCGCUCUAUACUGGAGACAGGGUCGACCCACACGCUACAGUCGCUACUUGAUGAGCGCAAAGUCUUGCUCGAUGCAUAUGUAGACAGCAUAUUCCUGCUGCUUAACAAGCUGGGGCCGACCAUCCGGCUGAUAGGCGACAUUAUGCUCACGUACUCGGUCGUUGGCUGGCGGAUCGUUGUGCUGUUUGGCACCAUCCUAGCACUGACUGCCGUAUCCGAGGCCAUAUCGGGCGUGUACAAGCAGCGGCGGCUAGACCGCAAGCGACCACGGACACUUCAUACGCGGAUCACCGAGAUGCUGCCUUCGAUAUUGGCUAUCAAGCUAAACAGCUGGGAAAGCGCCUUCUUGUCGCUGUUGCCAGGUGACAACUAUGACGACCGGGGCACAGGCUUUCUAAAGGUGUUAGCAGCAGCUGUCAGACGCAUGACCAAGGAGGCGGCGGUGCUCCUUGCGCUAUCGGUGUUUCCAAUCCCAGCUAUGCGGCUGAGCAACGCAGAUAUCAUUCGGCUGAUUAUGUCAUUGAAGUCAGCGGGCAGCUCAUGUGGUGAGCUGUUUCAAAAUGUAUCGCAAAUCGCCGAAAUAUUCCGGUUGGAGCGGCUUAUUCAAGGGCGGCUUCGGCAAAAGAGGUCGGUGGCUACAACCGAAAUAUCUCGGUACCAGAAAGGAGGGCCGAGAGUGGUGAUGAACAAUGCGUCGUUCGCAUGGUUUGGGCAGGCGGAGCCAGCGCUGCAUAUGUCAAGCAUUUCCAUCCAGGACGGCGAGCUUGUUGCAGUGACUGGCCAAGUUGGGUCAGGCAAGUCGGCGUUGCUGCUGGCGAUUCUGGGCGAGAUGCAGCUCGAUGAGCGGAAGUAGCACGCGAUUUGGGUCAGUUGCAUACGUAGAUCAGCAAGCAUGGCUCAUGAAUGGAACGCUCCGCGAUAAUAUACUGUUUGGACGGCCUUUUGACAAGCAGUACUAUGACGAGGUCCUGAAUGCCUGCGCACUGAGCAGCGAUAUAGAGCGGAUGCCCAACGCCGACAUGACCGAGAUCACCAACCAGGGCACCAAUUUGUCUGGCGGACAGCGCACACGGCUGUCGCUGGCAAGGGCCCUAUACUCACAAGCAGACAUUUACUUGUUUGACAGGUAUCUUUGCAGCAGUUGAUGCCAAGGUGGCCAAGCAUAUCUGGCAGAGCGUGCUAUCGGAGAAAGGGUUGCUUCAGAGCCGAACCCGGAUACUGGUUUCU